AUGAGGGCCGGUAUGAUGCAACAGCGGCUGACCUCGCUGGCACUCCACAUUCACUACAAAAAGGUCAUCAACCUGGAGGAAGUGGUGGACAUAUUUUCCACGACACAUCCAAGAAAGAUGAUGCUGAAUGAGCAUAGUACAGGCAAACUCCAUCAAACAGGAACUUGCAACCUGCAGAGCAUGGAAGACGUACCGUGCAAGAAGCCUCCAAAGCCCUUUAUCUUCCUGGCGGCCGCCAUCCUCUUGACCGUGUUCAUUGGACUCUUCAUCUUCAUAUUCAUGCCAUCGGAACAGUCUCAACUGCAGACGAACCAGGCUCAUCUGCUAAAAACAGGCACUUGCCUUGAGACAUGGCGUAAACGGGGGGAUAGAUGUUUCCUCCUUGUUAGCGACAGAAAGAACUGGACUGAUGCUGAGGCGUACUGCGUAGCCAAAGGUGCACACUUGGCCUCAGUUGACAACCAAACCAUGUACGACUUCCUCAAGCGAUUGGCUCAUGAAUAUUUUAUUUGGGUUGGGGGCUACAAAGAGAACGAUGAGUGGAAAUGGACGGAUGGUUCCAAGUUUGAAGUGAAGAAGUAUGAAGAGAAGUCUGAAAAGGAUGCUGGAUGGGCAUGGAAUGAGCCCGACAACGAAGACUGUAUGGUGAUACAGGACUACGAUCGUGGACUAGGUGAUGAGUCAUGUGAUCUGAAACAACCAUUUAUUUGUCAGUACUGAUGGGAUGAUCUCCACUGUGUGAUCUGGGUGCUCCUUCAAAGACGUCAGUGCUGAAAGAUCAUCGCUCUGCGUUCAAUUCAGUCGCUUUAAUGAAUCAUAAUCAUAAUCAGCGUGCACGUUAUCCCUAACAAUCUGCAAGACUGGAGACAAAACACCCAAUUACAAACUAAAGCUAGCA
Molecule: messenger RNA, 898 nt
Organism: Dunckerocampus dactyliophorus (ringed pipefish)
Lineage: Eukaryota; Metazoa; Chordata; Actinopteri; Syngnathiformes; Syngnathidae
Product: C-type lectin domain family 2 member D-like
Exons: 7
Coding region: 1-720 (239 amino acids)
Molecular function (GO): signaling receptor activity
Source: RefSeq, a predicted model, not a curated record